CAGCGGACAGCAGCUGCUGAGUUGCCCAGACAUGGCGGAGGAUACAGCGGAGCGGAGGCACGGCGCCGGACUUCCAUGACUUUUUCCCAGCAGCAGAGUCGUCUCCGGGCCGUCGAAGGCUACACCAGAGCGGGGGAAAUGUGUCGGACCGACGCGGACGAGGAAGCGAGGCGAAAGACGUCGCGAACGGCCAAACGCGAGUAAAAAAGAUGGGACAAUGUAUCGCUGUUUAGUGCAGUCAACAGCCCUGGGCAACAAAUAUGGCUCCUUGUGCCUUUUUGCUGUAAACAUUCGUCUCCCAAUGCCGCGGUGGCUACGGCGAACUUGUGCCGCAAGCCGCGAUAGUAAGCUGACUUCCGUAAGCUCUCGGUACUUUUAAUUCGGCACAGGAUAUUCCUUGCGUUAGCCGGCAAAGCUAAGGCGCCUGCGAGCAGCCAUGGAGCCGAAGCACAAAGAGUUGCUCGACCAGUGCCACCAGAACUUACUGGAGUCCAUAACGGACGCCGACAGAGUCAUCGAGCUGCUCGUCGUCUCCGGUGCCUUGAGCCAGCUCGAUCGCUUCGAACUGGACCAGAACUGCUCGUCCAGCGCGGAGAAGGUGGAGCACCUCCUGAAGAUGCUGAUGAACAAGGAGAGCGACCAUUUCCUGGACCUGUGUGUGGCCCUGGAGAAGGCGUACCCGGACCUGCACGCUGCCCUCUUCUGCAGCAGCAACGGCGGGGGACCUGUGGACCACAACACCGGUUCCACAUACAGCGUCCUUUCCACCAUGCCGUCCGACUCCGAGAGCAGUAGCUCCCUCAGUAGCGUCGGUUCGCCCGUGAACGGCGAGGCGUCCUCCCCUCCCCCCGCCAUCAACGACAACCGACCCCCCGGCGACAACCUGGACACGGUGUUGUUUCAGCUCCGCCAGGUGACCAGGGAGAGGGACGAACUCCGCAAGCGUCUGGCCUUGGCAUCGCCCGGCACCACCUUUGAUGACUGCAGGCCAAAUUCCAAAGCCAGCCACGACUAUGAGCGCUUAAAAAGCCAGUGCAUGAGAGCCAUGGCGGACCUGCAGUCUCUCCAGAACCAGCACACCAAGACCCUGAAGAGGUGCGAGGAGGCUGUCAAAGAGGCUGACUUCUACCACAUGCUGCACAGUCGCGUCCUGGGCGAGCAGAUGCAGCUCAAGGAGGAGAUGGAGACGCUGAGGAGGGACAACGCUCAACUGGUCCGAGAGCACAACCACCUGAAACAGAACUGCGAGGAGCUCAAACGUCUGCACGGUCAAGACCAGCAGGAGUUGGCCGACCUGCGACUGCAACAGCAGCAGGUGAUGCGAGAAAAGGGCUCCUCUGAGGUGCUGAACAAGCUGUACGACACGGCCAUGGACAAGCUGGAGGGCGUGAAGAAGGAGUACGACGCCCUCAGCAAGCGCCACAGUGAAAAGGUGGCCACCCACAACACCGACCUGAGCCGCCUGGAGCAGGCCGAGGAGGAGAACCGGCGGCUGCAGAAGCAGAUGGACGCGUUGCUGGUGCAGCGCGACUCGGCCAUGCACUACCAGCAGCAGUACUCCACUUCGAUGAGGAGGUUUGAUUCCGUGCAGCAGGAGCUGAGCAAGUCCUCGGCCCAGAACAAGGAGCUCCAGCGCGAGAUGGAGCGGCUGCAGUCGGAGGUGACGCGCUACAAGAACCUGCAGCUGAAGGCGUCCAAGGACUGCGACAAGUACAAGGAGGAGAGGGACUCGGUCUUCAACGAGUACCGCCUCAUCAUGAGCGAGCGGGACCAGGUGAUCAAGGAGCUGGACAAGCUGCAGACGGAGCUGGAGGCGGCCGAGGCCCGACUGAAGAACACCUCCUCGGAGAGGGUGGUGGCCAGCGAGGAGCUGGAGGCGCUCAGACAGGAGUUGAACUCGUCCCUGGUGGACCGCGACAGGGCCAUCUGCGAGAGGAACGAGCUCCUGGAGAAGUACUGCCACGAGGUGAAGGACAAAGCCGAGGCCCAGAAGGAGCUGAGCCAGGCCUGCAAGGACAUCGAGAUGGUUCGAGAGGAGCGGGACGUGGCCCGCAAGGAGCGGACGGAGGCCAUCAUUCAAAGGGAUCAGCUCCUGCGGGAGUACUACCAGGCACGGCAGAAACAAGACUCUGCCACGCUGGACAUGGAGCGUGCCAACAAGGAGAUCGAGAUGCUGAGGAAGCAGUAUGAGGCCAUGUCCCAGGAGCUGAAGGAAGCCACGCAGGAGACCGAGGUGGCCAAAUGUCGCCGGGACUGGGCCUUCCAAGAGCGGGACAAAAUCGUGGCGGAGAGGGAGAGCAUCAGGACGCUGUGCGAUAACCUCCGUCGGGAGCGGGACCGAGCGGUCAGCGACCUCGCCGACGCCCUGCGGAAUCUGGACGACACGAGGAAGCAGAAGAACGACUCUUUGCGAGAGCUGAAGGAGAUGAAGGAGAAAAUGGAGGGGCAGCUGGAGAAGGAGGCCCGCUUCUGUCAGCUUAUGGCCCACAGCUCCCACGACUCGGCCAUCGACACGGACUCCCUGGAGUGGGAGACGGAGGUGGUGGAGUUUGAGAAAGAUCGGGACGACAUGGACUUGAAGGCGCUCGGGUUCGACAUCGCCGAGGGGGUGAACGACCCGUACCUGCCGGGAGAUUGUGGGAUAUUUGUGACGCGGGUGGACAAAGGAAGUCUUGCUGAUGGCAGGCUAAGGGUGAACGAUUGGUUGCUGAAGAUAAACGACAUGGACCUGACCAACAAGGACAGGAAGCAGGUGAUGAAGGCGGUCCUUAACGUUGGCGGCUUGAUCAACAUGGUGGUGCGGAGGAGGAAGUCUCUGGGCGGACGGCUGGUCACCCCCGUUCAUAUCAACCUCAUGGGGCAUAAAGACAGCGGAAUCGGCCUGGAGAACGGCGUGUUCGUCACCACGGUGGUCCAGGGCAGUCCGGCCGCCAGGGAGGGCUCCCUCACCGUGGGAGACAGACUGAUCGCUAUAAACGGCAUCGCUCUGGAUAACAAGUCUGUGACAGAGUGUGAGGCCCUGUUGAGGAACGGCAGGGACUCCCUCAGCCUGUCUCUCAUGAAGUUCUUCCCUCACAGCUCAUCCGGCCAGAACAUCUUUGAGAGUCUGCGUGAUCCCUCUGAGAAGUCCAACGGGCGAGUUCACCUGUCGGAAAUCCACGCCCGGAAUAGCCGCAACCUCAAACACAACAGCUCCACGCAGACGGAUAUCUUCUGCCCCGACGCAAGCGCCGUCUCCGGGGAGAGGAGGAAGCUCCGAGGGGAACCCGAUGAGCUCUACGCCGACAUGGGCAAGCCCUUCUCCAUGGGUUCCCUUCACGCCACCAGCCUGCGGCCGGCGUCCGACUUGGGCGCCGGCCGCUACGGCCCCAGCGCCUUCCAAGAGUGCUGCCCCUACUCGAAGGCGCCUUCGUCCUUGCCGUUUGACCCCGUCUCCGCUCCGGAGUGCCUCACCGUGGAGGCCGGCCAGGACAGGAAGCACAGCGGAGGAACGUGGCCCAAGAUGGUGGCGGCAGGCAUGUCGGUGGCGCCGGACAACACCAGCCCGGUCACGGCGGCGGCGCAGCUCUCCAUCUAUAAAUCACCCAAGCAGAGGAAGUCCAUCUUCGACCCGGACACCUUCAAGCGCCCUGAAACGCCCUCCUCCAAGAUGGAGUACAUGGCGGCCAAUCAGAUGGCGGCAGCAUCGCACUCUCCGCAGCCUUCAAAGACUGACUCCUCCUCCUCCACUCCCACCCCCACGCCCCCGACGCCGCCCACCCGCAGCGACUCCUUCAAGUUCAAACACAAACAUCAAAGCAGCUCCGCCUCCGACUGCACCAUCACGUCGGACGGCAAGGGCGACGCCGCCGUCUCCGCGGCGACGGGCGAGCGAGAGAGAGACCGGAACGGGAACCACUACUUCCUGGACGGUAAAGUCCUGACCUCCAGGAAGUCGUGCGACGAGGACAUCGGGCGCACCAGAGGGGAGGAGCCGGAAGUGAAGAGGCCGCGCCCCAAGUCCGCCCCCGCCCUUCGCCGCAGGAUGACGCCACAGACCAUCACUCUUCCCGCCUUCCAGAGAACGCCACCCUGUUCCUGUCAUCCAUCCCAGAGCUACUCCAACGACGAGCAUUCGCCAGAACCCAGGGACAUGCUACGCUCCUCCCCCAGUCGCUCCCACCGCCACAGCGUCGGCUUCGUCCCCACCGUCUACAACGGCACCCUGCCCCCCAAUUCAGCCCACCGGGGCUUGUCCCCCUGCCCCGCCGUGACGGCCGUGAUGAGGAAUCCCGUGUACACGGUACGCAGCCAUCGUGUACACGCCAGCAACUGUCCGUCCGUCGCCUCCCAGAUCUGUCACCAGCACGCCCCCACCAGCCCCCAGCAUCAGGGUCGACUGAGCCUGGACCUCAGCCAGCAGAAGCGGGUCGGCGACUACGCCGAAUCCUCAUCGUCACGCAGCAGCCGGGCCUCACACGGUACAAACUCACUGCCCUCCGGCGCACGGCUCGGUUCGUCUAAUAAUGUCCAGUACCGAGCCGAGAGGAUCAAGAUCCCAUCCACGCCUCGCUAUCCUCGCUCCAUGCUGGGCUCAGACCGAGGCUCCCUCUCGCAUUCCGAGUGCAGCAGCCCCAGCCUCAUCACGCCGCCGCAGUCGCCGCUCAAUCUGGAGACUUCCUCCUACGCCAGCAACCAAUCACAGGGCUCCAUUUCCACUUUACCUCGCAUCUCGGUCAGCCCGGUGCCGAUCGGGGAGCGCAGGAAAGACAGAUCUCUUUACCGUAACCGAUCCUUUCUAAGGAUUCCUCUGGCUGCGAGGCCGAGGUUCUCCUCUCUCAGGAGCCUCAGGCCUUACUUGGAGGAACCUCGCAACGUCAUCGUGCAAAAAGGCGCCGAGCCUCUGGGCAUCUCCAUCGUGAGCGGCGAGAACGGCGGCAUCUUUGUCUCCAAGGUGACCGGAGGCAGCAUCGCCCACCAGGCAGGACUGGAGUACGGGGACCAGUUACUGGAGUUCAACGGCAUCAACUUGCGUAACGCCACGGAGCAGCAGGCUCGCCUCAUCAUUGGUCAGCAGUGUGACACCAUCACCAUCAUGGCCCAGUACAACCCCCACAUGUACCAGCUGGGAAACCACUCCCGCUCCAGCUCUCGUCUGGAGCCGGUCAGCACUCAGUCGACGCCGCAGGGGAGCGGCGCCGCCACCCCGGACAAUCACUCCGCCAUCGACACGCUCAGCGAACAGGACGAGGGCACCCUCACCCCGUCCUCCAAACAGACCACGCCCACCACCAGCCCCCGCAGCCACGUCAGUAAGAAGGCGGCGGAGCCUCGACUGGUGACGGUGCACAGGCCCGGCGUGGAGGUGGGGGUCACGCUCUGCGGAGGGAACCUGCGGGGGGUCUACAUAGAAAGCCUGGAUGAGGACAGUCCUGCCCGGGGGGCUGAUGGCCUGCGUCCUGGCGACCUCAUCUUGGAGUACAAUGCGGUGACGAUGAAGAAUAAGACGGCGGAGGAAGUCUAUGUAGAAAUGUUGAAGCCGGCCGAGACGGUCACCUUGAAGGUGCAGCAUCGAGCCGACGACUUCGACCUGAUCAAAGACCUUCCAGGCGAUGGAUUUUAUAUCAGAGCACUUUACGAGCGUGUGGGGGAGGCGGAGGGGGACCUGACGUUCAAGAAGGAUGACAUCCUGUACGUGGAUGAGUCGCUACCAAAGGGCAGCUUCGGGACGUGGAUGGCCUGGCAGCUGGACGAGAACGCGCAGAAGAUCCAGAGGGGGCAGAUCCCCAGCAAGUACAUGAUGGACCAGGAGUUUUACCGCCGACACAGCGUGACGGAAAUGAAGGAAGACUCGGGCAAGACGCUGUCGGCGGCCGCCCGCCGCUCCUUCUUCAGGAGGAAGCAGAAACACAAGCGCAGCAGCUCCAAAGACAGCAAGGAGACGGUGGCUCUGGACGCCAUCAGCACCGACUCCAUCCCCUUCCUGGAGGACUGCGUCAGUCUGGCCUACCAGAGGGUCCAGAAGGUGGAGUGCACCUCUCCCAGACCCGUGCUGGUCCUGGGGCCGCUGACGGACCCCAUCAAGGAGAUGCUGGUCAAGGAGUCUCCGGGGAAGUUCUGCAGAUGUCUGCUAGAGGUGAUGAAGGCGUCCCAGCAGGCCAUCGAGCGAGGCGUCAAGGACUGCCUCUUCAUCGACUACAAGCGCCGCAGCGGCCAUUUUGACGUGACCACCGUGACCUCCAUCAAGGAAAUAACGGAGAAGGGGUGCCACUGUUUGCUGGACAUCGCGCCGCACGCCAUCGAGAGGCUGCACAGCGUUCACAUUUAUCCCAUCGUCGUCUUUGUACGCUACAAGAACGCCAAGCAGAUCAAGGAGCAGAAAGAUCCCGUGUAUCUGCGUGACAAAGUAUCUCAGAAACAUUCCAAGGAGCAGUUUGAAAGCGCACAGAAGAUGGAGCAGGACUACAGCAAGUUCUUCACAGGAAUCGUCCAGGGCGGCUCCCUCCCUUACAUUUGCACUCAGAUCACCACGAUAGUGGAUCAAGAACAAAGUAAAGUCCUGUGGACUCCACUGGGCGGCCCCUAGUGGACCAGGGCGGCCCCUAGUGGACCAGGGCGGCCCCUAGUGGACCAGGGCGGCCCCUAGUGGACCAGGGUGGCUCCUCCCUCUCUCUCUCUCCCUCACACGUUAGGUACACGACAGUACGUCGAUGCUCGCUACCCGUUGUCUUCAUUUCCUGUUGGUACUGAAGAGCAGAAACGUAGCAGCACUUCUUCACCUCCAAGUUCCUCCAGUCUUCCUUCCAGGAAUCCAUCUCCGUGUUUGCAAAGCGUCCUCGUUGUCCCUUUACGGUCUUAGACUUGACUCUGCAAUAUGACCCGACACGACCCCCACCACCCCACCCUUUAAGACCAGGUAUCCCACCAGGACCAGGCCCGACUGCGAAGCGUACAGGAAGACGGCCAUACAAAAAAAAUGGCCGCCUCUGGUUCCUCACGAAGAGUGAAGCCAUGCUGCUGUUAUUGGGUUAAAGAUGAUUACGUAACAUCAGUCCAAAUACAGGUACUGCUUUUCUACUUCCUAGCGGGAUAACGUAGGAUUUUGGUCAAAGUAGGAAUUUUAUUUCAGUUGGGGUACGGAAUGACGGGAAGUUCUUCCCAGUCUUCUUCUCAGGAUAAACUCACGUAUGAGUAGGAGGAUCAUCAAGGGUUGCUUUGACACGAUAAUAAUUAUACAUCUUUACGACUCACUUCUCUUUCAAUAUUAUGGCUGUCAUAUGAAAUAUGACAUGACUUCAUGAUAUGGGCGUGGUCAUAUCAAAUAUGAUGGACAGAAGGCAGGAUGUCGAAAAAAUGGUUUUCAAGAAAAAAGGGAACAAAAUCCUAAUUCUCAUAGUCGUUCCUCGCUGUAUCACACUUUUUCAUGGAUGGAUGGAUGGAUGGAUGGAUGGAUAGGGUGGGUGGGUGGAUGGACGAAUGGAUAGGGUGGAUGAUGGACAGAUGGAUAGGGUGGGUGGGUGGACGGAAAGAUGGAUGGAUGGGUGGGUGGGUGGAUGGACGAAUGGAUAGGGUGGAUGAUGGACAGAUGGAUAGGGUGGGUGGAUGAUGAAUGGAUGGAUGGGCAGAUGGAUGGAUGAAUGAAUGGGCGGAUGGAUGAAUGAAUGGGCGGAUGGAUGGAUGAAUGGGAGGAUGGAUGGAUCAAUGGGCUGAUGGAUGGAUGGAUGGUUGGGUGGAUGAAUGGAUGGAUGGAUGGAUGAUGGAUGGAUGGAUCAAUGGGCGGAUGGAUGGAUGGAUGGAUGGAUGGAUGGUUGGGUGGAUGAAUGAAUGGGCAGAUGGAUGAUGGAUGGAUGGAUCAAUGGGCGGAUGGAUGGAUGAAUGGGAGGAUGGAUGGAUCAAUGGGCUGAUGGAUGGAUGGAUGGAUGGAUGGUUGGGUGGAUGAAUGAAUGGGCGGAUGGAUGAUGUAUGGAUGGAUCAAUGGGCGGAUGGAUGAAUGAAUGGGCAGAUGAAUGGACGGAUGAAUGAAUGGAUGGAUAACUAUGUGUGAGAAGUACGGGGGGGGGUCACCAGGGGGCAGUAAUGACACAAUAAGUCAGACGUUAGCUUCCACCUUCUGACGUCAGCCAUGGCACGGCCGCCAUGACAGAGAGGAAAAAAGUUCUCCUCCCAUUCCGUGGGGAAGUGGUACGGUUUUGGUUUCUUACCUUGUCAUUUUUCCGUUUGAAACCCUUUCUCGAGUUUAAAAGAUACAUUUGCCGCUAACCGCUUAGCUUGCUAGUUUAAAGUUGUACAUGUACAAGAAAAAAUAUUACAUGAAAAAGGUCAUAUUUCUGACCAUGAAGUAGUAAUAUUAUGAGACCAAAAUCCUACAUUUAUGAGAAUAAAGUGUUACAUUUAGGAGGAGAAAGUGGUGUGUUUAUGUUCCAGGCAUUGCCUGAGACCGCUAUAAAAAGGGGGGGGCUUAUGUGACCUUUGGCCUUGGGCAUGUGUAUUCUCAAAAUAUUACCAUUUUUUUAAAGUACAACUUUAUUCUCAAAAUCUGAAUGUCUUGAUUCUGCAAUGUGGUCCUAAUUGUCUUUCGUACUCGGAGCCCAAAAAGUUGCAGCCAAGGCAACUAUAGGGGUGUUAUUCCAUGUCUACAGUGCUCUAAUAAUAGAAAAUCUUAAAGCCUUUUUUUUAUUGGUUUCUGAAUCCUGUACUGCAAUCUGGUCUGGAACCAAUUAGGUGCCAUGAAGGAGGGGCUUGUUCGCCAUCUUGCAUCUUCAUCUUUGUCAUUGGCUUGGCUGACUGUAUCCCACCCCCCCCUUUAACGUGACAGGACCCCCCCGCCCCUUGGACUCUUAUGCAUUUUCCACGACUUAGGAAGUUGACAGUAAACGUAUACGUACAUAUAUAGAUAUAUAUUCCUCAACAUCUAUGUAGAAUACAUCUAUGUAGCUGCGGUCACACUGCCAGCCAGUGCCAAGCAAGCACGACGACCCCCACCCCGCCCCCACCCCCCAGGUGGUCUCUAUGCAUUGUGUUCCUCAACCUCCUUACGUAGCAGGAAGUGCGUGCGCGCUUUUACGGGCCUUUUGGAAGUGCCUUCGGUAGAAGACGCCUGGUCCAGAAGCGGCUUGGGAGCUGAUCUGAGACCAGGGCGAUGGCGUUGGCUAUGGCGAUGGCUAUGGCGAUGGCGGAGAGCGCGUGGGAAAGUCCAAUUUGUUGUUUUUCCGAGGUGGGACGGGUUGAAGUCCUCAGAAUGCACUCCAGGGCUAGACAGACCACUGUGGAACUCAGUCCUUCUAUCUGGUGUUUAACACUACAGUAUGCAGCUCUAGCAACAAGAAGACUAGAUAUAUACAGAUAUACUAUAUACAUAUACAUAUAUAUAUAUAUAUAUUACAUGUAUUUUCACUAGGUGACACGCCUAGGAGGAUCUGACCGUCGAGUUAGCAUGUUUAUUUGUUUUUACGUUUGAUAUGUUUGUGUUUGCUUGUCAGUCGGGUGAUGUUGUCAUGAAACGAAGACGCUAGCCAGAGUAACUCACCCCCACCUUUAGUGACUUCCACUGUUAUUUAAGCGUUUUUUUAUCACUCUAAUUAUUGCUAGCACACAGGAAGAUGCAGAUAUUCCAAGCGUUCCUGUAUCCUGUCUUUUAUGGUGCCAAAUCCACUACGUUUCACCCUCCUUGUUGUCUCUGUUUUGCACUUGUUGAGCUGUGAACCUUCAAGGCGGGACUGAUGGCGGCUUUCCAGUCCGUGCUCGGUACUCCAUCACCCUCCUGUCGUCAUCUUGUUGUUUUCCUCUCGCAUCGCUUCCUCCCGUUUCACUCUCCAGGGCCUUUUUAUUCUCAAUGACUGGUGACUUCUAGAAAAGAAAAGAAAAGGGAUCUAUUCUUGCACACUUUUUCACAGGAAAUGGACUAUUGGGCUGAAAAGAAUCCUCCAAAAGUCUGAUGUUGCUAUUUUUGUGUGUAGCUAGCAUGUUGUAGGGAAGACGCAGGAUGGGGCGCUUGUACUUGUAGACCACGCCGGGUACCGAUUCAACGUCUCUUUAUAUUCAAAGAAUGUGAUUUGUAUGUCCAGACAUUAACAUGAGAAUAAAAGUCUUUUUUUUGUGUCUGUAUCACAACAUCAAGA
Molecule: messenger RNA, 10097 nt
Organism: Doryrhamphus excisus (bluestripe pipefish)
Lineage: Eukaryota; Metazoa; Chordata; Actinopteri; Syngnathiformes; Syngnathidae
Source: RefSeq, a predicted model, not a curated record